UUUGUGAAGCGGAAGCGCUCCAAGCAGUGGUGUGAUGAGAUGUUUGUUCGCUACAAGGCCAUGCAGCGUGUAGAGGAAAUACGAGCGCAGGUGCUGAAGAUGAUGCGACACAGUGGCGUGGAUCCCAAGUCCUGCGACGGGGACGUGGACGCCGUGUGCCGCUGCGUGGCGGCCGGCUUCUUCCCCAACUGCGCGUACCUGCACCACAGCGGCGCGUACCGCACCGUGCGCGGCGACAAGCCGCUGGCCGUACACCCGUCGUCGGUGCUGUACACGGUCAAGCAGCCGCAGUGGGUGUUGUUCUCGGAGGUGGUGCACACGAGCCAGCCGUUCAUGAAGGACCUGACCGUCAUCGACCCGGCCUGGCUUACGGAGCUGGCGCCGCACUUCUACGAGCUCGCCGCCGUCCGGGACUCGUGA
Pollicipes pollicipes is the source of this 420-nucleotide messenger RNA. RefSeq names its product putative ATP-dependent RNA helicase DHX35. The record is from RefSeq and is a predicted model, not a curated record. NCBI's taxonomy places the organism in Eukaryota, Metazoa, Arthropoda, Thecostraca, Pollicipedomorpha, Pollicipedidae.